AUGAAGUUCGGGGAGACGCUGAGCAGGUCGCUGAUCAGGCAGUACAGUUACUACUACAUAGCGUACGAUGAUUUGAAGCACGACUUGGAGGACAAGCUGGAGCAACACGACGACCGGUGGGAUGGGACCCUCGAGACGGAAUUCCUUGAGAAGUUAGAGGUGGAGUUGGACAAAGUGUACACGUUCUGCAAAGUGAAGCACGGGGAGGUUGUGCGGCGGGUGAAGGACGUGCAGGAGGAGGUGCAGCGGACGGUUGCGUUGCUGGACUCGAGCACGCCUCCGACGGAGGUCGAUUUCGAGGUCCUGGAGGAGGAACUCAGCGAUAUCAUCGCUGAUAUACACGACAUGGCGAAGUUCUCGAGGCUCAAUUACUCUGGGUUCCAGAAGAUCAUCAAGAAACACGACAAGAAGACCGGGUUCGUGUUGAAACCCGUGUUCCAAGUGCGGCUGGACGCAAAACCUUUCUUCAAGGAGAACUACGAUGAACUUGUAGUCAAGAUAUCCCAACUGUACGAUUUCGUCAGGACUUCGGGGAAACCGAUCAAGGGGGACUCCGCCGCAGGUGGGAAACAACAGAACUUCGUCAGACAGACCACGAAAUACUGGGUCCACCCGGAUAACAUCACAGAGUUGAAACUGAUCAUCUUGAAACACUUGCCCGUGCUUGUGUUCAACACGAACAAAGAGUUCGAGAGAGAGGACUCGGCGAUCACCUCGAUCUACUUUGACAACGACUCGCUCGACUUGUAUUACGGAAGACUCAGGAAGGAUGAAGGUGCCGAGGCACAUAGACUCAGAUGGUACGGUGGGAUGGGUACAGAUACCAUCUUUGUCGAGAGGAAGACCCACAGGGAGGACUGGACUGGGGAGAAGUCAGUGAAGGCGCGGUUCGCCCUCAAGGAGAAACACGUUAACGCGUUCCUCAGGGGCGAGUACACCGUCGAACAAGUGUUCCAAAAGAUGCGCAAGGAGGGGAAGAAGUCCGCCAAGGAGAUCGAGUCCCUCGAGGCGCUCGCGACGGAGAUCCAGUAUGUUAUGCUCACAAAGAGACUCAGACCAGUCGUUAGGUCCUUCUACAACAGAACUGCGUUCCAACUCCCAGGAGACGCUAGGGUCAGAAUCUCUCUCGACACGGAACUGACCAUGGUCAGAGAGGAUAACUUUGACGGUAAGAACCGCACUCACGGCAACUGGAGACGCACGGAUAUCGGUGUCGACUGGCCCUUCAACCAAGUGGAGGACGGCGAUAUAUGCAGGUUCCCCUACGCGGUGCUCGAGGUCAAAUUGCAAACUCAGCUAGGUCAGGAACCACCAGAGUGGGUCAGAGAACUCGUCGGGUCACACCUCGUGGAACCCGUCCCGAAGUUCUCCAAGUUCAUCCAUGGGGUGGCCACUUUGCUCAACGACAAAGUAGAGUCCAUUCCUUACUGGCUGCCACAGAUGGACGUAGACAUUAGGAAACCACAGAUCCAAACGCAAAUCGAUAUCACGAGACCAGCUAGAUCCGACGACGAAGCGGAAGACGGAGACGACGACGUUGAUGAUGAUGACGACGCUGCGCUCGUCGCAGCCAUGACCCAUGCCCCGGGGAACUCGCUGGAUAUCGAGGAAGGUGGCUACGGGUCCAUUGUACCAGCUCCAUCUACACAGCAGCAUUUGCCCAGUGCCAACGCCGCGUACUACCGCGGGAAGAUCACACGUGCGUCGAACAGCAUCUCCAGGAAGUACUACCAGACGGCGGCGUUCUUCGACCACUACUUCAACGGAGACCAGAUCUCAAAAGUACCAAGGGACACGGUCUUCGACACACAAGUGGUUGCCCCCCAUGGCAAGUCGAUCUGUGUGCCCGUUCGUGUGGAACCCAAAGUCUACUUCGCCACGGAGAGGACUUUCCUCUCCUGGCUCACGAUCGCCAUCGUGCUCGGCGGGGUGUCGACGACACUGGUCACGUACGGCACACGCACGUCAAUGGUCGCGUCCGUCGGGUUCUUCAUCACGUCACUCGUCACCAUCGUCCACACAACUGUGGUCUACGCCCGCAGAGUCGUCAACAUCAGAAUGAAGAGGGCCGUCGACUACGAGGAUAAGUUCGGACCAAAACUGAUCUGCGGGUGCCUCUUCCUCGCCGUCCUCUUCUCAUUCUUCUGCAACUACUGA
This is a messenger RNA of Huiozyma naganishii CBS 8797, 2157 nucleotides long. RefSeq names its product Vtc4p (gene VTC4). The record is from RefSeq and is a predicted model, not a curated record. Gene Ontology annotation, cellular component: vacuolar transporter chaperone complex; fungal-type vacuole membrane. The coding region runs from base 1 to 2157 and encodes 718 amino acids. Lineage: Eukaryota; Fungi; Ascomycota; Saccharomycetes; Saccharomycetales; Saccharomycetaceae. The transcript has a single exon. Gene Ontology annotation, biological process: microautophagy; vacuolar transport; vacuole fusion, non-autophagic.